GCGGCGGCGGCGCCGGGGCGGUCCGGCGGGCGGGCGGGCGGUGGGAGAUGGCGGAGUACCUGGCCUCCAUCUUCGGCACCGAGAAGGACAAGGUGCGGAGGAUUUCCCCGACUGCUGCAUCCUGAUCCUACAGGCUUCUGCCUGCAGCCUUCCACGCGUCCGGGAACGCCUCUAGUUUCUCUGGUUGUUGGAAGCACACACACAAAACCCUCCUAACGAAAAUUUGGUCACCAUCGGCCUGACCAAACCGGCGUGUUUUUCCACUCGUAAAAAUGAAAAGGGGGCAUCGAUGUGCUGCUGGACUAAAUUACUCUUGUCAGCCCCUGGCCGUGGGGCUUCUGCUCUGCUCUGUAGCGCUGCCAUUCCAGGAAAGCAGUGUCGGCAGCCUCUUUUUUGAGCUCUGUUACUGUAGCAUCCUUUCACACAAAGGAGAUACAUAGGAAUUUAAUGCAUUACAGUUUCAGAGUUUUAAUCAGGCAUGAAAUUCCUGUGCAGCUCUUUUUUUCUGUUAAAAAAAGCAGACGGAACCUUCCAGAAGGUGCUGAAGUUGGAGGCACUAUUGGAAAUUUUGUAGUUAGGUAUUUCUUUUUGUUUCAGGUUAGAGUUCAGAAAAGACAAGUCAACUGCUCAUUUUAUUUCAAAAUUGGAGCUUGUCGCCAUGGAGACAGAUGUUCUCGGUUGCACAACAAACCAACAUUUAGCCAGACCAUCUUGAUUCAAAACAUCUAUCGUAACCCCCAAAACAGUGCACAGACGGCUGACGGCUCACACUGUGCUGUGAGCGAUGUUGAGAUGCAGGAACAUUAUGAUGAGUUCUUUGAGGAGGUCUUCACAGAAAUGGAGGAGAAAUACGGCGAAGUCGAGGAGAUGAACGUGUGUGAUAACCUUGGAGAUCACCUAGUUGGAAAUGUAUACGUAAAGUUCCGCCGUGAGGAAGAUGCCGAGAAGGCCGUGAUCGACCUGAACAAUCGCUGGUUCAACGGGCAGCCCAUCCAUGCCGAGCUCUCCCCUGUGACUGACUUCAGAGAGGCCUGCUGCCGUCAGUAUGAGAUGGGAGAGUGUACACGAGGAGGUUUCUGCAACUUUAUGCAUUUGAAGCCCAUUUCUCGAGAGUUAAGGCGCGAGUUGUAUGGGCGGCGUCGUAAAAAGCAUCGAUCCAGGUCGAGGUCCCGUGAGCGCCGGUCCCGAUCCAGAGAUCGCGGCCGUGGCGGCGGCGGAGGAGGCGGCGGCCGCGAGCGCGACAGGAGGCGGUCAAGGGACCGCGAACGAUCCGGUCGAUUCUGAGCCAUGCCAUUUUUACUGUAUGUCUGCUAGAAAGUGUUGUAGUUUGACCAAACAAGUUCAUAAUGACAUUUUUUUUAAAAGAUGGGCUUCUGAAUAAAAAAUUUGUAGUGAUACAGUAUUCUUUGUGUAACUUGUUUCUUGUGGGGGGAGUCUUUUUAACUGUCAUUCCUCUAUCUUGACAAAUACCUGGAUAAGUCUGCCUGAGGGAAAGGUGGUAAAUGUAUUGGAGGAGCGCCAGUUCUGGUUUGGGUUUUUUUUAAAUUUUAUUCGGGUAUCAUUUGAACUGUUGAUGAAAAUGUGUGUGUAUAUAAUAUAAAAUAUUAUAUACAUAGUAAAAAUAAUAUACUGCUUAAGAAACAGUUACUCACAUAAGUUUCCCUUUUCUGCUAUGCUGUCUGCUUAUUUAGGUUAGUUUAGGCACAUUUAAGAGGAAGGCUGUGCGAAAUGCAUUUAUUUACUGAGUAGAAACGCUUAGUUACAAAAAUGUAUGUUUGUUUGUUACCAGAAGUCUGUGCUCUGUCUAUCAAUGUGACUGUGGCAUUUACAAUAAAUCCAAUUUCUUGGUGUAAAAUCUAAAGCCUAUUUUCUAAGCACUCUGGAGUAGUUGAGUUGCUACUCCUAGCUGCCUAUUUUCUAAGCACUCUGGCAUAGUUGAGUGGCUGCUCCUGGCUGUGCCAGAGUUCAUAGUUCAGGUUUUUAUAAUUCUUGACUAAACUCCUUUCUUUAGCUGGAAAGAAAGUUGCCUAGUGCAGUGUGGAAAAAAAUAAUAUUUUUAUUGCAAUGAUUCAUAAUAGGCAGGUGAGGGUUUUGUGAAAAAAAAAAGCCACCAAAAUUAUGCUCCAUGCAACAUAAUAGAGAAGUGCUAUUGAAGGAAAUGCAAGGAUCAAAGUCCUUAACAGACAUUUUUUUCUAAUCUAUGCUCUCUCACCCGUCAUUUAAUAAAAAGCAUUUUGUUAGCAUUCAAGGUCAUAGAAAACUAAUUGGAUGCUAGUGGAAAAUAAAUCUUAUUUCCACCUUUCUGAUGGUCUGGAGUGUGAUGAAAGCUAAUGGACAGAUGGCAGUUCCUUCACAAAUACUUCUUUUCUUUUUUUUUGAGCUCAGAUUGCUCAAUCACUGAACAUUGUAGGUUGUGUCCCAAAGCAUUAAAGCUCCAGUGGAAAUGUUGGCAUUCUGAGAGACAGUUUGUACAAUGGUUGACUUGCAGUUUCAUCUCAUUCAUGUCUGCUUUUAUUCAAAGUGUAAUGUAGCAAGAAGUUUUGGUCAUUGACCAUAUUUCUGCAAAAUAGAACUGUGUGUACACAAAGCUACGCAAUAAACCGCAGCUUUCCAGUGGGGGAGAGAAUUUGCUACUGCUUCCUUAGUUCUGAGCCAGAUAACUUGCUAAGUGAUAAAUCUCCUUGGUGAUUCUUUUUAAAAAAAAUGGAAAUAGGAUAGGAGUGCAUCACAUAGUCAGAUGAUUAACAAACCGGCUUCUUUCUGCCUCUUAAGUAUAGACCAUUUUUCUCACUGGAAAUUGGAAAACAAAACUAUCAAAAAUUGAGCUUUUCUAAAUUAAUCUGCUUUGCUUCUUAGACUAAAUUCUUGUAUCAAUUCAGUUUGAAUUUUUUUUGUUCCCACUGGAUGGUUUGGCUAACCAGACUUUAGAACUUGGUGUGCCAGGACCCUUUUAGAAGAAAUAUCACUCAAGCAGUGAAGCCCAUCUCCACAUGAUGUUUUGUUGUAAGUACAUAAAUCAAAUGAUGCUUUACUGAAAGAAAUUGAGCAGUGCCUGGCAUUAAAUGACUGAGAUGAAAUGUAUUUCUGCUGGGCAUUAGAAAUUUCACAUUGAUAAUUUAGUUCUUAGAGUUUACAGGAUAUUAAUCCAGUUUCAUAUUUCUCGUAAAUGAGAUUCAGGAUUAUUGGUGAGCUAAUUUAAAUUUCAAACUACAAAAGGUGAGGAUAGUUUUUGGUUUUUAAACAGUAUCUAAUACAAUGUGGAUAGUAUUUAAAAGGUUUAAGAUCUGCUCUAUAAAGCUAGUUUAAAAGUUAGUUGUUCUAUAAAGUUAGUUUAAAACAAGUACAGAUGUGUCCCUGUAAUGGCUUUAAUCAAUUUAUCUAAAUCCUCUUUCACUGCAGGUAUAUUUUUGCAUGAACAGAUAGUGGAAGGUGGAUUUUUCUGUCUCCCCUAACACAAUUUUGCUGAAGAAAGCAUCCUAGAAUUCUACCAAAUGUACAAUUUUGUGAUCUGAUUGCACAGUUGCCCAAAAAUUCCCCAAGUAACUGGGAUAUGUUGGAAUGGGCACUGAAAGCAGUGGAUUUUACUGGAUACUCUAAUGAGUGCCUAGUGACAGCAUUCAGCAUAUGAACUAAGCUCAUGACAUAUCUUUUUAGGUUAUCCUUUUGAGACUGUGCUGCCAGUAAAAUCCAUCAAAUUUGAAAUUUAAACUGCACCAAUUUGGUUAAACAUUUACACCAAGUGUUCGUUCACCAAUACAAACCAAGUGGAAAUCCUACCUCCCCCUCCUCUUGUUGCCCACAAUGUCUUUAAGAUUUGUUUUUUUCCCCCUCCUCCCCAAGGUUCUUACUUCUCAAAUAUUUCAUUGUUGACUCUUCUGUUGAACAGUGGAUCUUAAUUUAUGGAAUUCCUUUACCUCAAAUAAGUGACAGCAUACAGGAUUUUCUGAGGUCUGAGUCAAUUAGGUUGAAACUGUUAAUCCCAAGUGGCUUUGUAUUUGGCUCUUAUUCUGUGAAAACGCUGCUUGUCCAUGAAUAUGAUGUAUGUGAGACUGUAAAACCAAAUGGAGAAAACUUGUUCAAAAUAAAGCCUUUUUUUUAUAAGAA
Messenger RNA from Melospiza georgiana, 4104 nucleotides. RefSeq names its product U2 small nuclear RNA auxiliary factor 1 (gene U2AF1). Gene Ontology annotation, molecular function: metal ion binding; pre-mRNA 3'-splice site binding. Lineage: Eukaryota; Metazoa; Chordata; Aves; Passeriformes; Passerellidae. The transcript has 9 exons. The coding region runs from base 448 to 1284 and encodes 278 amino acids. Gene Ontology annotation, cellular component: spliceosomal complex; U2AF complex. The record is from RefSeq and is a predicted model, not a curated record. Gene Ontology annotation, biological process: mRNA splicing, via spliceosome.